AUGAGCGACUUCACGAUAGAACCCGACGAGUUUUUUGGCGCAGCCAUAGAGAAACUAAAAGCAACAGACACCGCGGAUACACUCUACCAGGGUGUCACUAUACCAGUAAUGGAGGCUGCAGGAGUGCGAACCCGGGGUAGAACUCGGAAGUCCACGGAUGACGGCAACACGACGUCUAAGAAAUCCAGGCCUCGCCGAGGUAAGGACAAGAUAGUUGAAGAAGACUCAUCAGAAGACGAUGAUAGAGUAGAGCAGGGACCCCAACCACCUCCCGGCAAUCCACCAUCAGCACCCCCUGGAGACACAUGCAUGAGCCAAGAUGCGGCAAUACUCUUCUCCAUGAUGACACGACUUGAAGAAAAGCAAGACAAAAUAAUCUCACUCUUAUCCUCAGUUAUUGAGAGGAUGGACAAAGACCGUCAGACAAUGAAUAACUUAAGCCUCCGAGUUGAAACCUUACAAAAGGCUCGAAUGUUGGGCCUAACAGCUCAACCAACCCCUACAUCCGGGGCUGCAGCCUCCAGCGGACCUACUCCGCACAUUACUGACGACAAGAAAGGACCCGUGUUCAUAUAA
Molecule: messenger RNA, 576 nt
Organism: Parnassius apollo (apollo)
Lineage: Eukaryota; Metazoa; Arthropoda; Insecta; Lepidoptera; Papilionidae
Source: the annotation of a GenBank genome assembly